Molecule: messenger RNA, 150 nt
Organism: Emiliania huxleyi CCMP1516
Lineage: Eukaryota; Haptophyta; Isochrysidales; Noelaerhabdaceae
Exons: 2
Source: RefSeq, a predicted model, not a curated record
AUGAGCAAGCCGCCUGUCGUCUGCGACAAUGGCACCGGGUUUGUCAAGUGCGGCUUCGCGGGCGACAACUUCCCUGCGCACAUCUUCCCGUCGAUCGUCGGCCGGCCCAUCCUCCGCGCCGAGGAGAAGGUGGGGCAGGUCCAGCUCAAG